ACCACCUCCCAUGUUCCCACUUUAUAUCCGCUUCAUGCAAACUCACUGCUUCAUUCUGACAAAAAACAAAAUGGCUUCAAAUCUGGAGGCUCCAACCACCAGCAGCCCCUCCAUGAGCUGCCAAUCCUUUCUCCCUGUCUGCCUUACUGGAGCAGAGGCAGAGGGCCUCGCCUCGCCUCCCUGGUCAGUUGACUCUCCAGAGCAGUGUGAGGAACAUGGAGAGAGCCUGUCUACGUUCUGUUUGGAUGACCUGGAGCCUUUAUGUAAACAGUGUGCAGCUGUGAGCCAUGCAGGACACAGGGUUUACCUCCUGACUGAGGCUGCAACUGACUGCAAGGAGGAGCUCAAAACAUCAGUAAAUGGACUGAAGACUAAGAUGACUCACUUUGAGGAAGUAACACAGACCUGUGAACAUGCAUCCAGACAUAACCAGGCUGAGGCCAAAUUCAUAGAGGAGCAGAUGAAAAAGGAAUUUGAAAGUCUUCACCAGUUUUUGAGAGAGGAGGAAGCAGCCAGGCUACUUGCACUCAGGGAGGAAAAGGAGAAGAAGAAGAGAGAGGCUGAAAAUCAGAUAGACAAAAUGAAUCAGGUGAUAAAGUCUCUGGAAGAGAAGCUCCAACUGGUUGAAGAGGAGCUGGAUGCAGGAGGAGAUGGGGUUAAAUUUUUAGAGUGCUACCACGACACGAUAAAUAGCAAGGAGCCACAGAAAGUUUGCAGACCUCUAAUAGAUGUGGCCAAACACCUGGGUAACCUACCGUAUGCUGUGUGGGAGAAGAUGAAACACAUCACCCCGUACACUCCAGUGACGCUGGACCCCAGGACAGCAAGCCAUACUCUGAGGGUGUCUACUGGGUUAAACAGUGUCCAUAUCAUCCCUGGAUCCUCACAGGGGCUGGACCAUAGUCUGGGUGUUGCUGUCCUUGCCCCAGCUAACCCUGAACGUUUCCACCCUUAUUCCUGUCUCCUGGCGAGAGAGGGCUUCGACUCAGGAGUGCACUGUUGGGAUAUUGAGGUUGGUGACACCAAUAAUUGGACAGUCGGUGUUGCUGCUCAGUCAUUGUCCAGAAGGUCAGAGUUUGAGUCCUUUCCAGAGGCAGGACUGUGGUGUAUCAGCCUGCGAGACGGCGAGUACCAAGCUUUGACCACUCCCUCUCAAGCCCUAAAUCUCGAAAACUCACACCGCCUCAGCAGGGUCCGUGUGAGGCUGGGCUGGGAUGAAGGGACACUGGAAUUUAUGAACGCCGAUACUGAAACACAUCUUUUCACAUUUAGACAUUGCUUUACUGAAAAGGUGUACCCAUACUUUGAGAGUAUAUCGUUGGGUGGGUGCCUUACUGUGUUGGCACAGAGAGUGAACGUCAGCGUGGAGUCAGAUUUUGUCUCUGUGGAAGACACUACUCUCACUGAGGAGGAUCAGGUGACAAAAAGCAAUUCUUGCACCGAGGGAGACUUUAACACUGCAAUGACUAACAGCAACAGCAAGAUGUCAGAGUUUGUACAUCUGACUGAAGACAACAACUCAAUUUGUUCUAUGAGAGAGAAGAAAACCCCACCUCAGAGACGUGUGUUGAAGGAUCAGCUUAUUAAAAGAAAACCCACUGGAACGGAAAAGGCAAAAGACAACAGAUCUGCUGUCAAAAAACAGAACAGCAGGCCCAGGUUCAGUGUGAACUACCAUGUUUCACUGAACAGAGCCCUAAAAAAAGCCCUAAUCAACACUGAAUCUGGCAAUCACAAACAAAUCCACAAAUCAUGUUGAUCAUCUGGUUAAUAAUCCUUGUGAUAAAUAAGAGUCUUCUGCUAUUAUCAAUUAUACAAGUCUUUCUCUUUAGUCUUCAUUCACAGAAGCAGCGUGAGUAUAGGGUCAGAAAUGUCUCAACUACUGGACGGAUUGCUGCAUCAUUUGGUACAAACUUCCUCAGAUUAGGAUGAACUGUAAUCACUUUGCUUUAUAACCAAAUACCUGCAAUCAGCCUCAGCUGUACUUUGUGUUUAGUGGUAAUUAGCAAAUAUUAGCAUGCUAACACGCUAAGCUAAGAUGGUGAACAUGGUAAACGAUAUACCUGCUUAACAUCAACAUGUUGUGAGCAUGUUAGCAUACUGACGUUCACAUUUAGCUCAAAGCAUCAAUACAGCCACAAUAGUGUCAAAGUACAGCCGCUAGCAUAGCUUAGUCUUGUUUAUAGGAGUUGGAGGAGACUGGAUUGGAUUUUGUUUCUGAGGAGUUUGAUGAAAAUAUAUUUUUGCUGUGUUCUCAUCCGUACAGGCUCUGAUACAUCGACUGAAAUUGUAUUAGUUUCUAAUUUGUUUUUAGAUAAAGGUUAUUGAUGUAAAACUCUUCAUGUUUAAAGGCCAUUAACUGGAUGAGCUGGAUAUGUAACUAACAAAAUGUAAAAUACUGUGCAGGUGAAAGAAAAAAUGUAUUCAAUUUGGUAAAAAAUAAAGUUUAUUUAAUUACAAAAAA
Molecule: messenger RNA, 2464 nt
Organism: Morone saxatilis (striped sea-bass)
Lineage: Eukaryota; Metazoa; Chordata; Actinopteri; Moronidae
Product: E3 ubiquitin-protein ligase TRIM39-like
Exons: 7
Coding region: 11-1759 (582 amino acids)
Molecular function (GO): protein binding; zinc ion binding
Source: RefSeq, a predicted model, not a curated record